This is a messenger RNA of Yamadazyma jaroonii, 720 nucleotides long. NCBI's taxonomy places the organism in Eukaryota, Fungi, Ascomycota, Pichiomycetes, Serinales, Debaryomycetaceae. The record is from the annotation of a GenBank genome assembly.
AUGUUGGGAUUGAUAGUAAAAAGAAGAUUAUUCAACACCACUACAACCAAGAUGACUAAAUUAUGGAUGCCACAGGAUAAUGUACCUGAAAGAGUACAGAAGUUAUUGACUCCAAACCAACCAACUAAGGUUAACUAUAUCUUAUCUUUUAUUCAAAUUGUUAGAUUAUUAAAGACACAGAAACGUACGGGAUGGGUUGAUUGUAAAAUACCUCCCCAUCAAGUAGAAAGUAUUUCUGAUCACAUGUACCGUAUGUCUAUAAUUGCAAUGUGUAUUCCCAACAGUGACAAGAAAAUAAAUAUCGAUAAAUGUGUUAAAAUAGCUGUGAUCCACGAUAUAGCAGAAAGUUUGGUUGGUGAUAUUACCCCUUUUGAAGGGGUUCCUAAAUCAGAAAAACACCGUAGAGAAUUAGAAACUAUGAAAUAUUUAUCAAGUAUCAUUGAACCUUAUAAUAAAGAAUUUAGCGAAGAAAUCAUGGAAUUAUGGCUCGAUUAUGAAGAAAUCAGAUGUUUGGAAGCCAGAUAUGUCAAAGAUAUUGAUAAGUUAGAAAUGAUUCAACAAGCUUGGGAUUAUGAACAAGAUUUUGGUAUUAAGUAUGAUCUUAAUCAAUUUUAUGAAUCAAGAAGUGCUAUCAAAACCAAAGAAAUACAAGAAAUUUGUGAUGAAUUGAUCAACCAAAGAAAUGCAUUCAUCGAACAAAAGAAAGAAGAAAGUUCUUAG